This is a messenger RNA of Thelazia callipaeda (thelaziosis nematode), 1482 nucleotides long. The record is from the annotation of a GenBank genome assembly. Lineage: Eukaryota; Metazoa; Nematoda; Chromadorea; Rhabditida; Thelaziidae.
AUGAAAAAUGAUGAAAGUGGAAGUGAUCAAAUCGCAGAUUUUCAGAAUAAUUCACAAAAGACAACGUUAUCAGUUUUAAUGGAACAGAAGCAAGAAACAUUGAAAAUGGUCGGUAAUCAACAGUGUAUGAAUAAACGAAUUUUCAAGGAUAUAACAAAUUGCCGAAAAAAAGCAUUAAGAGAAGAAACACGGAAAAAGACGAAGAAUCCGUCAAAUCAAACUACAAUUACGGAUUUUGCAUUAGUGAAACAAAAAACAUAUAUACAUGAUAGUUAUCAAAUCACAAGCAGUGAAAAAAAUGGAGAAAAUUCAAAAAAAUUGAAUUUAUUUGAUCGUAGUGAUUCAGAUAAUAGUAUAUCAGAUGAUAACUCAAAUCGAUAUACAUUUCGAUCAAAAUUUCAAUCGGAUAUGAACAAAUCAUUGGAUAAUUUCAAGCUAUUAAUGAAUAAAAAAAUGGAUGAAUUUAUGAAAAAUUCGAAUAAUUCGGAUUAUAGUGAUUUGGAUAAUAGCUCAUAUUUUACUUCAUCUCGAUCACAAUCUCCAAUGGAUAUCGAUCAUAACUAUGAAAAUAAUCAUACAAAAUGGAAACAAAACAGUUAUUGUGAAUCAUUAAGUUAUAUCGAUAAAGAAAUAUGCCAACUACAUAACAGUUUCAAUCAAAUUCUUGGCAAACGUUUCAGUACUACAACAAGUGAUGAUUGUAAUGAUGGACAAGCAUCGAAUGCAAAACGGAAAAAAAAAUAUUCACUGCCUAUCAUUACAAAGCCAUCAAUUCUUACAGCAGGGUUUGCGUGCAUUGAAAAACUGGUACUAAAAAAUUUGAUUGAAUCCAUGGAUUUAUGUGAAUUCGCUAAAAAAUAUAUUCUUGUUGAUUGUCGAUAUCCGUAUGAAUAUAAGGGUGGACAUAUAAAGGGAGCUUUGAAUAUUCAUAAUCCGGUGAUAUUAGAAGCAACAUUUUUUGAUCAUAUUGAUACUAAAAAACUUAGUUACAAACAAGAAAUAAUUCCAAUAUUUUAUUGCGAAUAUUCAACUGUUAGAGGACCAAUGUUAGCUUCAUAUUUACGAAAAAGUGAUCGUGUUCGAAAUUUUCGGAACUAUCCGUUUCUUUUUUACGAUGAAAUUUAUGUUUUAGAAGGCGGAUAUAAUUCGUUUUUUAAUACUGAUGAUUUAGGUUAUAAGAAUUUAUGCGAACCAAUGGGAUAUAUUACAAUGCGUGAUGAUAAGUAUGCAAAUGAAAUGAAAGCAUUCCGUAAUCGCAAAUUUCGAUCUGGAAUUGGCUUUGAAACUGGAAUGUUUGAAACAGCAAUGAUUCGUAAAAAUUCAAAAUUUCGAUCAGCACCUCCAAUACAUACAGAUUCAGAAUCUCCAAGUACAUCAUACUUUGUUUCACCAAAUUCUUCAUGUAAAUUUUCGCCUAAAAAUACUAUUUCAGCAAUACUUUUAAAUUUAUCUACAACAAAUGAACAAAGAAAUAGUAUUUAA